UUUUGUUUUGUGUUGAUUGUAUAAUUUCAUUUGCAUUUUAUUUGUUUGUAAUUUCAAUUUUGUGUUAGUGUAUUGUGUUUCUAAACUUUCGCAUAUAUGAAUAUACACAAAUUGGAGAAGAAAGAAUAAUUCAUUUUUAAAUUGAUGUUCAUAAGCCGAUAACAGUUUGGUUCUUACAAUUAAAAAAUGAGUUUAUCUAAAGAGACUCCCAACUGCGCAUUUUGCAGGAUAGGUAAAGGAAUUUAUUCUUGUCCACGAUGUAACCAGAAAUAUUGUUCAUCAAAUUGCUAUAAAUCUCAGAAUCAUGUAGAAUGUAGCGAAUCCUUUUUUAAGGAAUGGGUUGAACAGUCUCUGCAGCAAAAAUCAUGCGAUUCUGCUGAAAAAGAAAAUAUGUUAAAGUUAUUAAAGAGAUUCGAAGAAGAAUAUACUGAAGAUCCAGUUAGCAAUGAUUUUCCCCUCGAAGAAAGAUUUGCUGGAAUAAAUAUACAUGAUGCUGAUGAAAAUGUUAUCUGGCAGAAUUUAAAUGUUGAAGAGAAAAAGAAAUUCGAAACAUUUUUAGAAGAUGAAAAAAAAUUAGCAGCAAUUGUACCGGUGAAACAGCCAUGGUGGACUAAUACUACUUUGAAUCUUGUAGAAGAGGCAGAUAGUGAAACUAUUGAUUUGAAAGAUGAUGUUGCAUCUCGUCCCCCUUAUCCUCUCAAUAUCAAGAAGUUAUCCGAUUUGACUUCUAUUCAACCUUCUGAUUGUAUUAAGUUCAAUUUAGUUAAUGUGCUUUAUUCCUAUACUUUUUUGUUUCGAUUUUAUAAUUGUGACUUAAGAGAUUUUCGGGAAGAUGUUGUAGAUUAUAUGUUUGUUUUUUCUCCAGUGUUAUCUGAAGGAAAGAAUUAUUUUAGUUUAGAAGAGGUUAUUCAGGAUUCAAUUCGUUUGAUUUCUUCUUCAGAAUUUGGUACAUCUUUAACUUUUGUGAAAAGUGUUAUCAAUGAUGUGGGGAGCAUAAUGCAAGGACCUAAUAAUGCAAAAUCUUCUACAUUUGUUUUAUGUGCAUUGCAUGAUAUUAAAUUGCUCUUUCUUGAACUUAAGUACGCAAACAAAGAACGAAAAGAUGUAGAUAAAAGUUUUCAAAAGAAGUUAUUAUUUGCAAUGAAAAAGAUUGAGUAUUUUAUGAGUUGGUGUUUAGAUUUUGAGAGUACAAUCAGCGAUAUUGCUUCAGAAGCAGUUCUUUUAAUUCUACCAGAGCUUUUGCCAGUUAAAGAUAAAUGUGAACCUCAAAGUGAAGAUAAUAAAAAGCCUCUUAUAGAGGAACUUGAUUAAAAAAAUUGAUUACUUAUAUGUAAAUUUAAAUACUCAUUCUAUAGAUUUAAAUUUUUUAAUUACUAAUUAAUAUGUUUCUAAACAAAUUAGAAAUAAAUGUAAGAUCUUAAAUUAUAUUAGUGGAGUUAAUUAUAUUAAUGGUACUUGUUGUUUACUAAUGAUUUUAUUAUAUAUUUAACUAUUUUUACAUUUUUGAUGCACGAAGUAUUGGGAAUUUGUUCAUAUUAUAAUGCUAUUCAAUUUUAUUUAUUUUUUUUUUCAUUUUAAGUUAAAAUCUCUCUCUCUUUUUUUUAAAUUUAUAAUGUAAUCUGUUCAUGUAAUACAAUUUAA
Argiope bruennichi is the source of this 1641-nucleotide messenger RNA. Its product is annotated as zinc finger HIT domain-containing protein 2-like. The transcript has a single exon. NCBI's taxonomy places the organism in Eukaryota, Metazoa, Arthropoda, Arachnida, Araneae, Araneidae. The record is from RefSeq and is a predicted model, not a curated record. The coding region runs from base 187 to 1311 and encodes 374 amino acids.